AUGGCGGAGCUCCAACAACAAUCCCAGUACCAACAACAACCGGGCCAACAAAGCCGGGCCCAACAAGUUGUCAGGGCGGCCACUGCAGCGACUGCAGGUGGGUCCCUCCUAAUCCUCUCCGGUUUGAUCCUAGCUGCAACAGUCAUUGCCUUGACCAUUGCAACCCCACUGUUAUUGAUAUUCAGUCCGGUUCUUGUCCCUGCGGUCAUCACAGUAGCGCUUAUUUUCAUGGGGUUCUUAGCUUCAGGUGGGUUCGGUGUUGCGGCAGUGACGGUUCUGUCAUGGAUUUAUAGGUACGUGACUGGGAAGCACCCACCUGGUGCAGACCAACUUGACCAUGCGCGAUUGAAGCUAGCUAGUAAGGCUCGAGAGAUGAAGGAUAGGGCUGAGCAGUUUGGUCAGCAACACAUCUCUGGAACUCAGGCCUCUUAA
Quercus robur (English oak) is the source of this 432-nucleotide messenger RNA. RefSeq names its product oleosin Cor a 13-like. The record is from RefSeq and is a predicted model, not a curated record. NCBI's taxonomy places the organism in Eukaryota, Viridiplantae, Streptophyta, Magnoliopsida, Fagales, Fagaceae. The transcript has a single exon. Bases 1 to 432 code for a protein of 143 amino acids. Gene Ontology annotation, biological process: sexual reproduction; lipid storage. Gene Ontology annotation, cellular component: extracellular region; monolayer-surrounded lipid storage body; membrane.